GGUCUUCAUGUUAAAACUAGGGUUACAGUUUAGACUUCUGCGGCUUCUGGUUUUUGGUUACCGAUCUUCUGCAGCCGAAAAUGCCUUCACACAAGACCUUCAGGAUCAAGAAGAAGCUCGCGAAGAAGAUGAGGCAGAACAGGCCCAUUCCUUACUGGAUUCGGAUGAGGACCGACAACACCAUCAGGUAUAAUGCUAAGCGCAGGCACUGGCGCCGCACCAAGCUCGGGUUCUAAGAUGGAUGUAUCUGUUAUUACUGGUUAAAGCAGUUUUUAUUAUUUAUAUGUGAUGUUGAAAGAUUGUAGCUUUAACCAUGCGUUGACGCUAGCGGGAUAAUGAGUAGAGAUUUUGACGAGUGUGUGUUUUUCCGUUAUGUAUUUUUCACUCUGGAAUAACUCUUAUGGCUAUUAAUGUGAAAUUUGGUUUUAACCUGCUCUUUUUAAUCAUUGAUGGAAGUUUUCUUA
This is a messenger RNA of Neltuma alba, 464 nucleotides long. RefSeq names its product 60S ribosomal protein L39. NCBI's taxonomy places the organism in Eukaryota, Viridiplantae, Streptophyta, Magnoliopsida, Fabales, Fabaceae. Gene Ontology annotation, cellular component: cytosolic large ribosomal subunit; ribosome. Gene Ontology annotation, molecular function: structural constituent of ribosome. The record is from RefSeq and is a predicted model, not a curated record. The transcript is spliced from 3 exons. Gene Ontology annotation, biological process: translation. The coding region runs from base 81 to 236 and encodes 51 amino acids.